Messenger RNA from Lampris incognitus (smalleye Pacific opah), 1866 nucleotides. RefSeq lists its product as uncharacterized. Gene Ontology annotation, molecular function: DNA binding. The transcript is spliced from 8 exons. The record is from RefSeq and is a predicted model, not a curated record. NCBI's taxonomy places the organism in Eukaryota, Metazoa, Chordata, Actinopteri, Lampriformes, Lampridae. Bases 240 to 926 code for a protein of 228 amino acids.
CGAUAACGGACACCCGCGUGCGGAAUCCACGCACUCAACCGGGCCCUGACGUGGCGAGGCGCAAGAGGCACGCCGGGUGCGCGUGGACUGCGACGAUUGGACACAUGACUCGUUCGGCGACUUUCCCACUUCCUGUAUGUAAAUACACAGGUGGCACUUACCCCGCACAAUGCGCGGCAGAUACUAGGCAGUUGGAUAAACUCACAUGUGGGACUUCGGAAACAAGGUGAGCUCCAGUAAUGCCCCAGUUUACGGCCGCCACCGUGCUGCAGAUCACGCUGCUGCUCUCCGCCCUUCCCGCGCAGUACUUCAUCUCCAGAUGGUGCGGCACCACGGCGGCUCAACGCCACCACGCAACUGCAAGAUUGCUUAAGAUGUGGAAGGAAUUGAGGACAUCCUAUUUGAACGGCAAUGUAUGGAUGGAGUGGGCAACACUGCAGAUGUCCAAACUCAAGUCGUUGGUUGGCUUGGGAGAGGAAGCGUCUGCAGAGUCUCUUGCCAUCGAGGUCAUGCUUUAUGACAAUGACCAUGGAUUCUUUGGAGCCUCCAAGGAAGUGCGUAGCCCAAGACCCCCGUUUGUGUUCCUGCGGGUUGGGGACGUGGUGAUGCAGAGGACAGACCACAUGGUUGGCGUGGUGGUGAGUUGGGACUCAGAGCUUAGAGCCCCUCCAGAGUGGGUCAACAGAGUAUACUCCAACUCUGAGAUCAAAGCAGAGAACACACCUCACUACAAAGUUCUCUUCAGCGGUCCUGGACCUUCGUCUCUGUUUGUAGCUUAUCUUCCCCAAACACAAUUGGAUCGGAUCACUGGGUUAAGGCCGGAUAUUCCAACCUUGGAGCAUUACUUCACACACUUUGAUGGGGAGCGGUUCAUCAUGCAGCCUUGGCUCAGUGAGAUCUUCCCCGAGGACGAGUACGACUCAUAACUCCACGGACUGAAUGCAGGGGUGUGUGCAUGUCUGUAUGUGAAGGGCGGAGGGGAAAGAUUUUGCAACACAGAAGACUACCAAACUGCACAUGGCUGCUGCGAAUAUGUGCGAGUGCGCUCCUUCCUCUGUGUGCACAUGCAGAUCGCUUUGUGAUAACGUUUCUCUGAAGGAGCCAUCUUUUGUGCAUUUUAAUGAGGUCUCCUGCACAUUUUCUUUGCCAGGUCCAUCUUGUGGACAAUCUUCUCUGCAUGCUUCCGUGAAGCUUUCCAACUUGCAUUUAAAUGAACUUUUUUUUUUAAUGACUCCGAGAAACAAAUUUAAUUUUAGAUAAACGCUUUCGUUUAGAUUUGAUUAAUUAUGUGGAACAUAUACCGCCAGUGUUUGCAUACAAGCCAUUUUUGUACCUUGUAACAAUGAGGGUUGAGUCUUGGGUGGAUAAUUAAAAACAGGAAAGAGCAACAUGAUCAAAACUGAUUAAUAAAAAAAAAAGGUGAAUGGUUUCUCUGCUAGGCCAUGCUGUGAGUCCUUCAGGUUAGCGGGUAAUACUGAGACUCUGGGAUGUUAGCGUGAUAAUAGAGCUCUCUUGAAGAAUAUUAACUGUGAAGUCUUAUUGAAUUGUGGCAACGGCUGGAGCCUUUAUUUCCCUAGGUGGAACAUGGUGUCUUUACAGUGUACAAAAUGGAAGGAGUAAUUUAAAAGGCCUGAUUUAAACAGAAAUGUUCAUUUAAAAUUUGUUAAAUAAGAAAUGUGUUGCAUGGUAUAAUUGAUAAUGUGAUGUAAUUGAAAACUGAAAGACUGCUAGGUGUAGAGAGAUUUAUUUUUUUUGUUAUCAGAGCUUUGGUGGUUAAUGACAUGGGAUGCAACUCUUUUUUUUAACUCAACAUUUUAAUUCAGCAAUUAAUUACAACUGUGCAAUAAAGUUGAAGUAUGAAAUCUU